AUGGCCAUCAUUACUGAAGAACCUGAUUCACCAAAAUCAUCCACCAAAAUAUCACCUCCAAAGCCUCACUCCACCUCUUCUCCAUCACCCUCUUCUUCCAGCUCAUCCGGUGCAAACCCAUUUCAAUUCUGGUUUUAUUUCACCCUUUCGGUAUCUCUGAUUACCCUUUUCUUCGUUUCUCUGCCUUCCUUCACUACACAAGACCCCAAGAAAUGGUUCCUGACCCUGCCGCCUAAUCUGCGACAGCACUACUCCAAAGGUCGGAUUUUUAAGGUACAAAUCACUCCCAAUCUUCCCCAAGUUGAGGCAUUUUCAAUUCAAGAUGGCCCAGUUAAGUCUGAUCAUAAAGUUCUGAUUGUUCAUGGGUUUGGGUGCAGCUCGUAUGCAUUCCGUGGGAUUGUUAAAGCUUUAGGUCUUAAAGGGGUUCAUGCCAUUGCUAUUGAUUUGCCGGGUUCCGGGUUUUCUGAUAAGUCCAUGACUGUGAUGGAAGAGAAUGUGGGUGGUGGUGGUGGGGGUUUAAGCGAGUUGUGGGAGGUUUAUAAUGAGAUUAAGGAAAAAGGUCUGUUUUCGGGUUUUGAUCAGCUAAUAGAAAAGGGGUAUAUUGAUCAUGAAGAGAAAAAGCUUCGGGUUUCGAAAAGAGAAGUUGUCAAGUCUAUUGAAUUAGGUACUGAAGAAAUGGGGAGAGUGCUGAGCCAGGUGAUCAACGACAUGGGAUUGGCGCCUGUGGAUUUGGUUUUGCAUGAUUCAGCUUUAGGCUUGAGUGCCAAUUGGAUAUCAGAGAACUCAAAGUUAGUGAGGAGUGUUAUUCUCCUAGAUAGUCUCCCAUAUAGGACAGCUUUGCCUCUCUGGGCAGUGGGAGUGCCAGUAUUGAGGGAGGUUAUUUUGGGUUUUGGAUUUGUAUUUGAGAGGGUUCUUGAAAAGUUUUGUUUAAAAUCAGUUACUAAAUCAGAGGCUGAUGCUUAUAGAGUCCUUUUGAAAGGAAGGGAUGGUGGGAGGUCGGCUGUUGAGAUGGGGAAGAGGGUGAAUUACAGUUUGGAUUUAUCCGAAUGGGCUCGUUUGGAUGAGGUGAAAGGCUUGCCAAUGCGAGUAAUCUGGUCUAGUUCUUUCCUCGAAUGGAGUCAGGAGGGCAGUUGGGUUGGGAAUGCAGUUCGUCAGGCUACAUUUGUUUCCCAUUCUGGUGGGCCGUGGGUACAGGAGGGUUCUGUUUCGGAGGAGAUAGCAGAAAGUAUUUAUGAGUUUGUUUCCUCAUUGCCGAAGGCCACUAGGCAAGCCGAAGAAGAGGCAACCCCGGAGCACAUCAAGAUGGUGCAGGAUGAAUCGAAAAGCAGUGAUCAUCAUCAGCACGUCCAUGGCAGUCAUAAUCAUCACGAUGGCCAUGCUCACACCCAUGCGCAUGCUGGAUAUGCUGAUGCAUAUGGGCUUGGUGAUGGAUGGACCAUCGAUUUCGAGUCAACUAUAUCUCCGAUGAACUCCAAUUUCUCCGCGCUGCUGUGUCAAGACACUCUCCGGGCCAUCCUUGAGAAACUCCCUUUGCCGGAUUUGGCGCGGUCGGCGUGCGUUUGCCGGCUAUGGAGCUAUGUGGCCUCUGACCGUGAAAUGCAGACCAGGGCUUUUAAAUCUCCCUGGAAAAUCAAGGACGUGAUUGGUGAUCCUAGCUCAGGUAGCUUUUGGAGGGACAAUGGUAUCUCCAAGUUCGCCAUUUCUCAUCGCAUUUGCCGGGGGGAUUCCGUUGUUGGCCUUGCUGUUAAGUACUCUGUUCAGGUAAUGGACAUAAAACGCUUAAACAACAUGAUGAGUGACCAUGGGAUAUACUCAAGGGAGAGGUUGUUGAUUCCUAUAAGCAAGCCAGAGAUUCUCAAGAAUGGGACAUGCUACAUUGAGUUAGACCCUUAUGCAAAAAGGGAAGUAGCUGUGCUUUAUCUUGAGGGGCGCCCUGAUAAAAAGCUUUUGAAUGUGUCAAACCGUUGGGUCUCUGAACAGGCUAAGAAAAAGGUGCUCGAAUCUUUGAGAAGGAGCAUGCAAGUUGAUGAUGGAACUGCUCAAUACUACUUAUCUAUUUCUGAUGGAGACCCUCGAGCAGCGUUGACACAAUUCUCAGAGGAUCUCAGAUGGGAGCGGCAAGUUGGGUUUACUUGA
Oldenlandia corymbosa var. corymbosa is the source of this 2136-nucleotide messenger RNA. The record is from the annotation of a GenBank genome assembly. NCBI's taxonomy places the organism in Eukaryota, Viridiplantae, Streptophyta, Magnoliopsida, Gentianales, Rubiaceae.